AUUCUGUUAUUAUUGGUGCUUUUAUAAAGGCGACCAACUACACUUUGUCGGAGUUAUGGGAUGUAUCUGAGCAAUAAAAAGGUGCCUUUUCCCCAAAAAAAAAAAAAAACACGUUCUUGCCGUAGUUGGUGCUCUUUUCCAGAUGCCCGAGAGGAAUUUGGACUUGUUUCUCGUCAAAGGUUCCAUCAAAACCUGAUCUUUUUCCAUUACGCUGUUGAAAUUCCGGAAAUGGCGAUCUGGGCUCUUUAAUUUGUUUUGUGGCGAGAGAGAAAAACGUUGGUGCUGAGAUUCGGGAGUUUUUAGACGUUUCGCUGAGUUCUGAUAGGGUUCGUGAGUUAGCUAACUGGAUUUUUCCAGGAUAAAGUUGAGAGUUUCGGAGUUCGAUUGAGGGUGCGAUUAACGCAUAAACGAUCGUAGGUCUAGUCUGAAGUUGAGUGAAGACCCGGUGUUGACCUCAACAAGCAGUAGGCGAGGGUUCUAUUUCCCGUUGCUUUAGAUGGAGAAGCAGCAGAGUUUUCGAUUGGGAGCCCUGGAGAGGCUACAGAGCUUCAAAAGUUUCCGAAUGGGCUCGACGGAGAAGAAGAAGGGCAAGGAGAGUCCGGGGAAGAGAGGGGAUACACCCCUCCAUCUCGCCUCGAGAGCUGGCAACUCGUCGAGCGUGGCGAAGAUCCUUUCGGAUUGCGAGGAGAGCCUGCAGCUGAAGGGUUUGGUCUCCAAGCAGAACCAGGACGGAGAAACUGCGCUCUACGUGGCGGCCGAGAGAGGGUUUGUUGGGGUUGUUAAGGAGGUGUUGAGGGUUUCGGACGUUCAGUCGGCUGCCAUCCAGGCGAACAACAGCUUCGACGCCUUCCAUGUCGCUGCUAGGCAAGGACAUUUCGAAGUGGUCAAGGAACUAUGGCAAUCUUUCCCUGCAUUAGCUAUGACUACGAACGCAUCCAACUCUACCGCCUUAGAUACCGCUGCCACUCAAGGCCACAUCGAUAUCGUCAACCUUCUAUUAGGAACUGGCGUGGAUCUCGCCAAGAUUGCUCGUAACAACGGCAAGACUGUUUUACACUCAGCAGCGAGAAUGGGGCAUGUUGAUGUGGUGAAAUCAAUUUUGGGUAAGGAUCCUAGUAUUGGUUCUAGGACUGAUAAAAAGGGGCAAACAGCAUUUCACAUGGCGGUGAAAGGUAACAGUGUUGACAUUGUUUUGGAGUUGCUAAAACCCGAUCCCUCUAUAAUCAAUGUGGAAGAUAGCAAGGGUAACACGGCGUUGCAUAUUGCAACAAGGAAGGGUCGCCCUGAGAUUGUGCAGGCCCUAUUAUCAGUUCCUGGAAUCGACAUCAACGCUACCAACCGAGCUGGUGAAACCGCACUUGGCAUCGCUGAGAAAUUCGGCAACGAAAACAUCACCACUGUGCUCCGAGAAGUUGGUGCCGUGGCCACCCCCAGAAACCGUGAUAACCCACCAAACCCCGCAAAGCAACUGAAACAAACAGUAAGCGACAUCAAGCAUGACGUCCAAUCCCAAAUAAAGCAAACUCGCCAAACUGAGGCUCGAGUCUACAACAUCAAGAAACGGCUCCAAAAGCUCCACAUCGGUGGCCUCAACAACGCCAUCAACUCCAACACCGUUGUCGCCGUCCUUAUCGCCUCGGUCGCCUUCGCUGCCAUUUUCCAAGUCCCAGGCAACUAUGUCGAUACUGAAUCAAAGGAUUUUACCCUCGGUCAAGCUUACAUAGCAAAAAAUAAGGCGUUCCUCAUCUUUUUAGUUUUUGAUUCUCUUGCAUUGUUUAUAUCACUUGCUGUCGUGGUGGUACAAACUUCUCUUAUAGUCGUGGAGCAAAAGGCGAAGAAAUUGAUGGUGUUUGUGAUGAACAAGCUGAUGUGGCUCGCUUGUUUGUUUAUCUCGGUAUCUUUUAUUGCGCUUACUUACGUUGUGGUGGGUAAGCAUGAUCUGUGGUUGGCUUGGUGCACGAUGGCGAUUGGGGCGACGAUAAUGCUAGGGACUAUGGGGUCGAUGUGUUAUUGUAUCGUAGUCCAUCAGAUCGAGGAGAAGAAUUUGAGGAGUAUAAGGAGGAAGGCGUCGGGGAGUCGUUCGAGGUCUUGGUCGUUGUCGGUGGCUUCGGAUUCAGAGAUGUUUAAUAGUGAGUUUAAGAAGAUGUAUGCCCUUUAGAGUUCAGAUUUGGCUCCCUAGGACUUGUACAUAAUUGCCCUGUGAUGGAAUUAGGAGAGGCAGGAGUUGUAGCAGGAAAGAGCAUCCCACGGUAUUGAAGAAAUGGAGAUGUAACUGGUUGUUGAAUCUUAUAUAUUUAUCAAUGUGAUGAUUAUAAAUCAAUAUCACGUCCUUUUUCUA
Messenger RNA from Asparagus officinalis (garden asparagus), 2338 nucleotides. RefSeq names its product ankyrin repeat-containing protein At5g02620-like. Gene Ontology annotation, cellular component: plasma membrane. The record is from RefSeq and is a predicted model, not a curated record. The transcript has 3 exons. The coding region runs from base 497 to 2158 and encodes 553 amino acids. Gene Ontology annotation, molecular function: protein phosphatase regulator activity; protein phosphatase 1 binding. Lineage: Eukaryota; Viridiplantae; Streptophyta; Magnoliopsida; Asparagales; Asparagaceae.